Messenger RNA from Caenorhabditis angaria, 2833 nucleotides. The record is from the annotation of a GenBank genome assembly. Lineage: Eukaryota; Metazoa; Nematoda; Chromadorea; Rhabditida; Rhabditidae.
AUGUUAGCCAUUGGGAUGCAUGUAGAGAUCCAGCGAUCCGAUGGCCGAAUUCAUGGAGCGGUAAUUGCUGAAGUUCGGAAAAAUGGUCGAUUUAUGGUGGAAUGGCAUGAGAAUGUAAGUGUUUCACAAAAAAAGCUGGGGAAAAAAAGGGAAUCGAUAGGGUUACAUAAGUAAUUAUUUAUUUUGUUUCGUCUGAAUGCAUUUGGGAUUAGUUGAGCCUUACCAAAAAAAAAACGAAAAGAAUGCAUGAACUUAUUUCAAAUAUUUUUGCAGGGUGAAACAAAGGGAAAGGAAUCAACACUCGAUGAAUUGCUCAAAUUGAAUCCGACGCUCAAGAAAAAGGAACCAACACCUCAGCCAAUUGCUCGUCGUCCACCUUCUGAUGAUGAAGACACAUUCUUGUUGGAUAUUGUUUAUGAAAGGAAAGAUCGAAGUGUGGCGAAGAAUACGAGAAGAACCGCAACAAAUGGUGAUUCUCAUCGAAUUGAGCCGGUUGCUCCAGUUCAACGACGUGAACCUUCACCAGUUCAUCGUGAUCCUUCUCCAAUCAAUCGUGCUCCGUCUCCAGCAGCAGCUCAACCAAGAAGAGCAACUCAACCACCGGAACAAAUUGUCAAACCACAAACUCGAAUCAAUCCACCAAGAGCUUCGACAAACUCGGUGACUGCUCCAAAAUCAUUGCCAACAGUGGCGAAAGUUGAGAAACCAAUUGAAAAACGUGAUCCAAGUCCUGUCAAAGUUGUGAGACCAAUCACACCAAUUCAAGAUGUUCCGAAAGCUUAUCCACAACAAGAUGUUCCGUCGACAAAUCAACAUUUCGCGUUUGCUGAAAUGAUCAAGAGUUUUAGAACGAAUGUAGGUUUUUGUCCAGGAAAAAUUGAAACAUUUCAAAUAUUUUUGCAGAUUGAUUAUCGUCCAUUGACAUUAUUCGAUAAUGUAACCGAAAAUAGAAUAUCUGUUUGCGUUCGGAAACGUCCAAUGAAUAAAAAAGAAUCAGCAAAAGGCGAAGUUGAUGUUGUGACAAUUCCAAAUGGUGACAUAAUUGUUCUUCAUCAACCACAAGUUCGUGUUGAUAUGACAAAAUUCCUGGAAAAUCAGAAAUUCCGUUUCGAUUAUUCGUUCGACGAGACUUCAAACAAUGAAACGGUUUAUCGUUUCACAGCUCAACCACUUGUCAAAACAAUUUUCGAACAAGGAACUGCGACAUGUUUUGCGUAUGGUCAAACUGGUUCCGGUAAAACGCACACGAUGGGUGGCGAUUUCUCCGGCAAGAAACAGAAUGCCUCUUUGGGAAUAUAUGCGCUGACAGCGCGUGAUGUUUUCGAAAUGGUCAAAUCGCCGGCGUAUAGAAAGAAGGAUCUUCAAGUUUAUUGUGCAUUUUUCGAAAUCUAUGGCUCGAAAUGUUUCGAUUUGUUGAAUGAUAAAAAUAGUUUGAGAGUGCUCGAAGAUCAACAGCAGAAGGUUCAAGUGGUUGGGUUGAAGGAAGAAUUGGCGACUUGUGAGCAAGAUGUAUUGGAUUUGAUUACAAAAGGCUCACUUGUUAGAACUGCUGGAACAACAUCAGCGAAUGCUAAUUCAUCAAGAUCUCAUGCCGUGUUUCAAAUUAUUUUGAGAAAGUUGGUUUUAAUUUUUUUUUCUUUUUUUUGUUGUUGAAAAUUUUAUUUCAUCAUUUUGCAGAGAGAAGAAGUUGUGGGGGAAGUUUUCAUUGAUCGAUUUGGCCGGAAACGAAAGAGGUCAAGAUACUCGUGACAGUGACAGAGAAACUCGUCAAGAAGGAGCUGCCAUCAACACUUCUCUAUUGGCAUUGAAAGAGUGUAUUCGAGGAAUGGCUAGAAAUAGCACACAUAUUCCAUUUCGACAAUCGAAAUUGACGAUGGUUUUACGAGAUAGUUUUAUGGGAGAAAAGUCGAGAACUGUUAUGAUUUCGAUGAUUUCACCUGGAAUUUCGUCGAGUGAAAACACUUUGAAUACUCUGAGAUAUGCUGAUAGGUGAGUAUUUUCAUUUGAAAAUCGUUAGGAAAUAUUUUUCAAACCUAAUUUAAUAGGAGUUUUUUUUUCAAAAUAUCAUAAUUUCGGGAAAUUUUCAAGGUUUCAUUGAGAAAAAAAUCCCAAAAAAUCACUGUUUCAAAAUGUUUUAAAUUAAAUUUAUCAGAGAAAAAUUGAGAGAAAUUCAAAAACAAAAUUUGACUGCGUACUAGGCUGAGUAUCAAACCUCACUGACGCGUGGAUUUUGAAACCUGAAUUUUCUGAAAAUUGUGAAUUUUCAUUUAUAAAGUAUGAAUUUUCAUUUAUAAAGUAUAAAACCUGAAUUUUCUGAAAAAUUAUAAAAAUGAGCUUUACCACUAACUUUGUUCUGAAAUUUAAAAAUUUUAAGAGAUUCUGGAAAUAUUAAUUUUUUGUUUUAUUCAAAAUUUCAAUUUUCGACCAAAAUCUGAACAAAAAUUUUUGUAAUUUUAUUAAAAAGACUUCUGAAAUCUGAAAAAGUUCACGCCUAAAAAGAAUAUCAAAAAUAUUUUUUUUCAGAGUAAAAGAAAUGGGAACGGAUGGAAAUGGCGAUGCAACUCCGAUUCGAGACGAGGAAAUGUUCCUUCCGCCAAAAAUCGACGAAUCCGACGAAGACGAGGAGGACAACAACACAAUGACAAAAGCGGCCGAAAAUCGAGCAACGUUCAUCGACAACACGAAACGAGCCGAAAACCUAUUGCCACGUAUUCUCGAAGAUGCCUGUUCGACUGACAACUAUACGAGCAGUCAAAAACGAGAACUUUCGCAAAAAAUCGACAACAUUAUCGAUAUUUUGAACAAUGCCAAAGAUGCACUACGCAACACUUGA